AUGCCGUACAGUAAUCACUCUGGUGCACUCACUGCAAGUGACGAUCUCGCCCCCUCACUCUCACUUCACAACUUCACAACUUCAAGCUCGACAAACAACUUCAGGCCUGACGAAAACCUCGUCGACAAGAUGGAACUUCUAGCGCUUCCCGAUGAGAUUCUUCUCUUCAUCAUCAAAGAGACAAUCCCAGAACAAUUCGAGGACUUCGCCUUGUCAUGUAAAACCAUCUACAGGCUUGGCACCCAAUAUCUUUCACGUCACAAUGAAUUGCGGAAAGAAUAUAAAAAUUUCACUUCCACUUUGCGAAGACCUUGCACAUCGCCUUUCAAUUUACUGUUGGAGAUCGCGGACACGCCUACUAUCUCGAGAUAUAUUGUUUACGCAGAUUUCAGGGAGUACCAUCCCACCCACGUGCUUCGGAAGCAUGACCUCCUUUCGAGUUUAUUGAAACUCCUGGAAGAAUCUUCAUAUCUGAAAAGAAUUGGUGGAGAUCCCUUUGUGAUUCAUCAAGUAUUCCGCACAGGAAACUACCGCAAUGAACGUAAGUGAAAUCGUGGGUUAGGACGCUCCAAUCGAGUUACAUAUGUUUAUUUUCCCUCUUGGGACUUAUGGACAGUAAGACUUGAUAGUCUACCUAUCUGCGUGCCAAAUUUCUUCUCUAACAUUCCUCGAUUGAUUGCAAUCCAACUUUUGACCAAGUAGGCUGACAUCUGGACUACCCAGUCGCCAUAUUGAUUUUAUUGACAUUGCUACCUAACGUUAUUGAGUUGUCUCUUCCCCUUGAAUGGGGCACUAUUUUUCUUGCAAAAGGUCUACCUAUUAACCAAGCCGCGCUAUUAAACUACAUUGUUCAUAAGGCCAACAAUCCGCGAAACUCCUCCUCAAGUCUCUCGAAGCUUACAACCAUUCUCCCCUCGGGCGCGCCAAAUAGGUUGCAAACGUCUAUGAUGAUCACCACCCUCUACCCAUUUAUCUCAAUAAAAUCUAUGCAGAAUUUCUAUGCUGGAAGUUCUGUAGCGAUACAAGGCUUUCUUGGAGAUCACGAUACUAGCGGAGUGGAGAACGCGGACACUUUCGGAAGGUCACUUGAGCUUGUUGAGUCGCACAAUUCGCCCAUGAUGGUGGCCGAUCUUGAAAUAUUUCUCUCCAGGUUACCACGAUUGCGAAGUCUGAAACUGAUCCAUAUAUAUUUCGCUGGCUUCAGAGACUCGGCUGCCAUCAUGGGAGUUGUCGAAAAAUCGACCUUUGAAACCCUGGAAACGCUGACAUUCAUGAUGUGCCCUACUUCCGUGGCUGUUACAUCCAUGAAAAGGUUCAAGAGAUUGAGAAAAUUGGAAAUUAACAUCAACGUUCUGCUUGGUCUAUUACAUGUGAGUGGAUGUGAACGCAGAUUGCACCAUUGUCAUGACAUCUCUCAUCUCGGCGAUCUUCUCCCUUCAUCAAUUGAGACCUUUACUCUUUUGGUGGACGACCUGACCGAACGGUCGAAUGAUUUGGAAAUUCUAUUUGAGAACGUUGCCGCAGAAAGAAGCCAAAAACUCCCGAAUCUCAAAGAAAUCUCUAUUCGUAGCGGACUGCCUGAGUUACUUGAAAGGUCCAUCUUAUCGCCAAACUUCAGUCGCGAUCAUCCCAACACUUCACCACGAAGCGACUACUCUGAUAUUGAGUUGAUUAUUCAUUCUGAGCCAUUGAUAUAUGAGGGCGGCUUGUAUCAUGAGGGGAUGGCUGCAUGGAUGGGGAGUCUGCAGGAAUUUGGGACGUCUGUGAAGGUCAAUACGGAAGUCGUUCUUGAGAGAGGUGCUCAGAAAGUAUUCAUGGACGACUCCGAAGACGUUGUAAUGACAGAAGAUGGAUCAAUGAUUCUUCGGAGUUGA
This is a messenger RNA of Hymenoscyphus albidus, 1874 nucleotides long. NCBI's taxonomy places the organism in Eukaryota, Fungi, Ascomycota, Leotiomycetes, Helotiales, Helotiaceae. The record is from the annotation of a GenBank genome assembly.